CGCCGUCCGAAAAUCCUUUGGUCUCUCUUCAGUCUCGCCCUAGCUGCACUCGCUUUUCUCACCGUCCAUGCCGUAUCUGCCUAGCUCAUUAUCGGCUUCCGCCUUCUCUGUACGCAGAUCAAAUUUCCCCGGAUCAUUCCCUAAUAGCUGUAAGUUAGCAUUAACGACACUUGCCCACUUGAAUUCAACCACUUUCGCGGACGACAGCCAACUCAGUUCUUGUGACGAAGCUGUAUCAUCCUCGUCUGAUUGCUAUAGGGAUUCUCCUUCAGUACACAAUUCCUUUGAGAUAGAUACGUUCAAGGUGGUUGAAACAUUGAACUGUUUGCUAAGAGAGCCCGCCCUUGCAUUGUCCUUCUUUCGUCAAGUGAAGGAACAAGGUUUCCAACAUAAUAUCUCAACCUAUGCGGCACUGAUUAGAAUUUUAUGUUAUUGGGGCUUGAGUAGGAAAUUGGAUUCUUUGUUUGUGGAUCUCAUUGCUCUUUCUAAAGAGUGUCCAGCUUUUGAAAUUGAGGAUUUGUUGGAAGAAGUGUUGGAUGGUUUUGGGGUUGAAGGGAAUCAGCACUUGCUCAGAGCUUUUAAUGCAUUAGUGAAAACAUAUGUCAGUGUUAACUUGUUUGAUGAAGCUAUCGAUUUUUUCUUUAAAACUAGAAGACGUGGGAUUAUUCCACACAUAUUUACUUGCAACUUCCUCAUAAAUCGCUUGGUUAAUCAUGAUAAGGUGGAUAUGGCCUUUGCCAUAUACAAGCAACUCAAAAGGCUAGGUUUAAGCCCAAAUGAAUAUACAUAUACGAUUGUAAUCAAGGCACUAUGUAAGAGAGGUAAAUUGGAAGAAGCCGUUGAUGUGAUGCAAGAAAUGGAGGAAGCUGGGAUGCCUGUCGGUUCCUUUUGUUUUUCAACUUAUAUAGAAGGCUUAUGCACCCAUCAUAGACCUGAUUUGGGAUAUCAAGUGCUUCAAACAUGGAGAAAGGCCUAUGGCCCAAUUGAUAUGUUUGCUUACACUUCUGUUGUUCGUGGAUUUUGUAAUGAAAUGAAAUUAGAUGAAGCUGAGAGUGUUUUCCUUGACAUGGAAAAUCAAGGGUUGGUUCCUGAUGUAUUUUUUUAUAGUGAAUUGAUUCGGGGAUACUGCAAAAGUGGGAAUCUGCAGAAAGCUUUAGCCCUGCAUGAUGACAUGAUUUCAAAGGGCAUAAAAACAAAUUGUGUGAUUGUUAGCUGCCUCCUCCAUGGCUUGUGUAAGGUGGGAAGGAAUUUGGAUGUGGUGGAUCAAUUUGAAGAAUUUAAAAAAUCUGGAAUGUUUCUUGAUGCAGUGGCCUACAAUGUUGUGUUAGAUGCCUUGUGUGAACUGGGAAAAGUAGAUGAUGCAAGAGAACUUUUAGAGUAUAUGAAACUUAGGAAUAUGGUUUUAGAUAUUAAACACUACACGACCGUUAUUAGAGGGUACUGUCUACAGGGUAAAUUGAGUCCUGCCUUUAACAUGUUUGAAGAAAUGAAGGAAAGGGGUUUAAUGCCUGACAUUGUAACUUAUAAUGUACUAGUUUCUGGAUUGUCUAGAAAUGGCCAUGUUUAUGAAUCAAUGCAACUUUUAGAUUAUAUGGAGACUCAAGGAGUCGAGCCAAAUUCUGUUACACACAAGAUGAUCGUUGAAGGCUUGUGUUCAGGAGGCAAGGUUGAAGAAGCUGAGGCUUUUUUGAACAGUCUAGAAGAUAAAAGUGUUGAAAUCUAUUCUGCCAUGAUAGAUGGAUAUUGUGAAGCAAACUUUCUCAAAGAAGCUUAUGAACUCUAUCUUAGGCUGUCAAACGAAGGAAAUGUUGUAGAAAAAGAUUCCUGUUUUAAGCUACUAUGUAAACUAUGUGACGAAGGUGACACUGAUCGAGCUAUAGGAUUACUGAAGACACUGUUGUUAUUGAAUGUGGAACCUAGCAAAAAUGUAUUGCAAAGUUAUAGCUGCCUUGUGCCAGGCUGGGAAUAUGAAAGUGGCCAAUUCUUUGUUUGAUAUUUUUGUUGAGAGAGGAUUUGCACCUGAUGUUAAAACCUACACACUAAUGAUAAAUAGUUAUUGUAAGAUAAAUUGCUUACAAGAAGCCCAUAAUCUCUUCCGGGAUAUGCAGCAUAGAGGGAUCAAACCUGAUGUC
Molecule: messenger RNA, 2132 nt
Organism: Prosopis cineraria
Lineage: Eukaryota; Viridiplantae; Streptophyta; Magnoliopsida; Fabales; Fabaceae
Product: pentatricopeptide repeat-containing protein At2g26790, mitochondrial-like
Exons: 2
Coding region: 68-1993 (641 amino acids)
Molecular function (GO): protein binding
Source: RefSeq, a predicted model, not a curated record